Molecule: messenger RNA, 1744 nt
Organism: Cheilinus undulatus (humphead wrasse)
Lineage: Eukaryota; Metazoa; Chordata; Actinopteri; Labriformes; Labridae
Gene: timm50
Product: translocase of inner mitochondrial membrane 50 homolog (S. cerevisiae)
Exons: 11
Coding region: 36-1202 (388 amino acids)
Molecular function (GO): phosphoprotein phosphatase activity
Source: RefSeq, a predicted model, not a curated record
CAUACGUUCGCCGGCAGCUAGUGCAACUAUCCAACAUGUCGGCUACGUCUGUGUUCCCCAUGUGUGUGCGAGCCAGCCGGGGCCUCCUGCGGCUCAGGAGCGGGGCAGCGGGUGCCUCUUCCCCAGCUGUGGUGGAUAUCGUCCGGACACUCUCCACAGAGAAGCCGGCCGCCGGGACAGGCAGUGCGACGGGCGGGCUGGCUCAGGCUAUCCUCCAGGAGAAACUCCAGCAACAGCAGCAGAGUCAGGGCCAGCCGCCUCCUGAGGGAGGUGAGGGAGAAAAAGAGGGGGAGCAGACGGAUGAUAAGAAGCAGAAGGAGAACACGGCCUAUGCUAAGAAGAUAGUUCUUCGGCUGGCCGGGCUCAUGGGACUCGGUGGAACGGUUGGCAUGGUCUACAUUUUUGGCACCAAUUCAGUGGACGAACAAGGGAACCCGAUUCCAGAUGAGUUUGACCGAGAUCCUCCAGUCGUCCAACAGCUGAAAAGAACUUUCAAAUACUUUCAAGACUACAGACAGAUGAUCAUCGAGCCGACGAGCCCGAAGUUGCUGCCUGACCCUCUGAAGGAGCCAUACUACCAACCUCCCUACACGCUGGUGCUGGAGCUCACCGACGUCCUGCUGCACCCGGAGUGGUCGUUGUCCACAGGCUGGAGGUUUAAGAAACGUCCAGGCAUUGACUAUCUGUUCCAGCAGCUCGCUCCACUCUACGAGAUCGUCAUCUUCACAGCAGAGACUGGCAUGACAGCGUAUCCUCUCAUCGACAGCAUCGACCCUCAGGGUUUCGUCAUGUACCGACUCUUCAGAGACGCCACUCACUACAUGGAGGGACAUCAUGUUAAGGACGUGUCGUGUUUGAACCGGGACACCAGUAAAGUCAUUGUGGUGGACUGUAAGCGGGAGGCGUUCAAGCUGCAGCCCUUUAACGGCAUGGCUCUGAAAAAGUGGGAUGGAAACUCAGAAGACCGAACGCUCUAUGACCUUGCCAACUUCCUUAAGACCAUCGCUCUCAGCGGGGUGGAGGACGUCCGCUCAGUGCUCGAGAACUACGCUCUGGAGGAGGACCCCAUCGAGGCAUUCAAGCGCAGACAGGCUCAGCUGGCACAGGAGGAGGAGCAGCGCCUGGCUGAGCUCUCCCAGCAGAAGAAACAGGGACUCUCCCUCGGCUCUAUCGCCUCACGGUUCUGGCGCAAACAGCAGUGAGCCCCGCCCCCUUCACACUUACACCAAUGGCAGCCCGGCUCUCCAUCUGUGUCCAGGUGAAGUGAGGGAGCGGAAACGAGAGGGGGAGGAGGGGGGAGCGGGCCCUGCCGCCAAUCAUGUCUCGAUGAGCGGGUCUGCUGUGCUCGGACAUUGGCCAGCCUCUGCACCAAUAAGAGAAGCACUUCCUGGUGUUUUAGAGGCGGGGCUUCGACAGCCCCCUCCUUGGGUCAUCUUGCUGUCACCUGAUGUUUUGAAGCUGCUGAUUGGUUAAUAAGUAAACACAUGAGAGAGUGAGAGAGAUCCAGGUCAGAGCAGACUCUUGUUGUUGGCGGUUGGAGCCUGAACUGAGAUCAGUGCCUCUAUCGCAACUCCGGCUCUGGUCGGCCCACCGCCCGCAGGAUCUGACCCGGGAUCAGAGACGCCUCCAGAAAGUUUGUUUUAUUUUCUACUCCUCUAUGUCUCUCAGACUGUGCUACUGGGCUGCUGCAGACCGUGUCAACGUGAUGAAUACUGUUUAUAAAAAAUAAAAGAAACAAUCCAUA